Messenger RNA from Cynoglossus semilaevis (tongue sole), 2683 nucleotides. RefSeq names its product alpha-1B adrenergic receptor-like. Gene Ontology annotation, cellular component: plasma membrane. NCBI's taxonomy places the organism in Eukaryota, Metazoa, Chordata, Actinopteri, Pleuronectiformes, Cynoglossidae. Gene Ontology annotation, molecular function: alpha1-adrenergic receptor activity. Bases 75 to 1670 code for a protein of 531 amino acids. The record is from RefSeq and is a predicted model, not a curated record. The transcript is spliced from 6 exons. Gene Ontology annotation, biological process: positive regulation of cytosolic calcium ion concentration; phospholipase C-activating G protein-coupled receptor signaling pathway; positive regulation of MAPK cascade.
UGAGACAAAGUUAGGUGAGUGAAGACACCGAGGAGACAUCUGUUGUCCUCCUUCAGCCAGCUCCUCGGAGAGCCAUGACUUUCUGGAGCAACGACUCCUCCUCGGAGUUGUACCAGCAGCCACAGCUCCCUCUUGUGGCCACUGACCUCAGUUGGAACCUCAGCGUUGCCUCCCAGACCCGAGGUCUCGGACCCUCCACCGCUGCGGCCUCCUCGAUAGACCCGCGGCGGGCGUUGGCGGUGGGCAUCGUGCUGGCCUCCUUCAUCUUGUUUGCCAUUGUGGGCAACAUGCUGGUGAUCCUGGCUGUGGUCUGCAACCCACACCUGCGGACCCCGACCAACUACUUCAUCAUCAACCUGGCCAUGGCCGACCUGCUGCUGGGGACCACCGUACCGCCCGCGUGUCUCGCACCCUCCCCCGCUGCGGCCUCCUCGAUAGACCCGCGGCGGGCGUUGGCGGUGGGCAUCGUGCUGGCCUCCUUCAUCUUGUUUGCCAUUGUGGGCAACAUGCUGGUGAUCCUGGCUGUGGUCUGCAACCCACACCUGCGGACCCCGACCAACUACUUCAUCAUCAACCUGGCCAUGGCCGACCUGCUGCUGGGAACCACCGUACUGCCCGUGUCCGCCACCCAGGAGGUUUUGGAUUACUGGGUGUUUGGUCAGGUCUUCUGUGACAUCUGGGCAGCAGUGGACGUCCUGUGCUGCACUGCGUCCAUCAUGUCUCUGUGCGUCAUCUCCAUCGACCGCUACGUCGGUGUCAGAUAUCCGCUGCAGUACCCCACGAUCGUCACACAGAAGAGGGCGCUGCUCGCAAUGCUGUGCGUCUGGAUCCUGUCCAUCACUAUCUCCAUUGGGCCGCUGCUGGGCUGGAAACAGCCACCGUCACAGGACAACACCACCUGUCAGAUCACAGAGGAGCCCUUCUACACCCUCUUCUCCUCCCUGGGCUCCUUCUACAUCCCUCUGGCUGUCAUCCUGGUCAUGUACUGCCGCGUCUACAUCGUGGCCAAACGCACCACCAGGAACUUGAAGGCCGGCGUGAUGAAGCAGCCACUAGAGGACGCCAACGAGUUGACACUGCGCAUACACUGCAGGAACCAGCAGGUCUGUCCAGGACGCAGCACGCUGGCCGUCAAACUGUUCAAGUUCUCCAGAGAAAAGAAGGCCGCCAAGACGCUGGGCGUGGUGGUGGGGAUGUUCAUCCUCUGCUGGCUGCCCUUCUUCCUGGUCCUGCCCAUGGGUUCCUUCAACAGCGACCUUCGACCUCCAGAAACCUGCUUCAAGGUGAUCUUCUGGUUAGGGUACUUCAACAGCUGCCUGAACCCCAUCAUCUACCCCUGCUACAGUCGCGAGUUCAAACAGGCCUUCAUCAGGAUUCUGCGCUGCCGUUGGAAGAGGAAACCUCCCGGUUGGCAAGUGUACUAUAACAACCGCUGCCAGCAGGGGUCCUUACUGAACGACAGUCAACAGACGCUGGCGUCGGUCAGCCCCGCUCCACGACGCCAUCUCCUGGGCUCUGGGCUGCAGCUGCCAAAAUGGCCCGCCCCUCCCUGCUCCUCUCAGCUCAACUUCCUGCCUGGCUCAGCUGACGGCUGUAGACCGGGCCAAGUGUCGCCGCCCACUGAGGGGGGGGACGUAGUCCACGGAGAUGACGAACGGGUGGAGUCAUGACAGAACUCGUCAACACCAGAUCUGGGCCACACAACAAUAAUCUAACUCAACAGUCUUUUAUCACAGCCCACAUCACGAUGUGGGUCACAUCCCAGUCCAACUGAAAUGAACCAACUGUGGAUCAUUGUCCCAAACAAACACGUGUGGUUUUUUGUGGACAAAACUCUGGACCAGACAGAGACAGAGUUAGGGUGAGGAGCAGUCGUCCAAUCAGAUCUUCACAUCAAUCAUCAACAUCCUGGUCCAAAAGAACCUGUUGUUAAAUGGUUUUGUUUGUUUCCUGACAUUUUUGUACUUUAUUUACACCAAGAACUGUUGUUCUUUUACUGACCACAGACUGAAUACACGUGAGUGAUUAAUACUGGACAGUAUGACCACAGCAGCCUCUAGUGGAGGUCCACUGCAACUGCGCUGACUUCAAGGUUAUUAUUAUUACUAUUAUUAUUAUAACUAUCAUUAUUAAUACUAUUAUUAUUAUAACUAUUAUUAUUCUUUUUCUUUUUAUUCUUAUUAUUUCUGCAUCUUUUUACGUGAUUUGCCUCGAACCUUCAGCCUGAGACAUUUCCUCCUCAGUUCAACACUAACGAAACUGUUACGUGACCACAACAGUUUUUCCUUUUUGUUUUGUUCAGAGCUCUGACGUCAUGCAAAUAUUACUGAACUUCACAUGUACAUUAUAAAUACGUUAUUAAAUGUCCUUGUUUUUAUGAAAAAAUAACUGGUUGCGUCAUAUUUACAAUAAAAAAGAACAUUCUGGAAGUUAGCGUUACGUCAUAGUUAAAAGUGACUGAACGAAGAACUAAUUUGUCUUUUCCAAAAGUCUCCAAAACAAAUAGUUAAAGUAAAAGGCGUGACAUAAAGACAUGUGACAAGCAGCAGCCAAUAGGACGUGGUUAUGAUCGUGUACAUUAAAACGCACUUUUAUAAAUAAACAAUUUUCAUAAAAACUUCCACAGCCAUUUUAAAUAUAAAACGAGCGCCAGAUUUCGGCGGGGAUUCAUUUUUCAAAACGC